GAUAUGGCGGAAGCGGCAGGCAGGGAGGCGGGGCUUGAAGGCUGGCGGGCGCCAGGAGCUAGGAUGGCGGGCGUGGAGGUCCGGCUGCCGAGGCCUCGCAAGCGUCUGGCGCAGAGUCUGCCGCGGGUGGCCGGCGAGGGCGACCGGGACCUGGUAGCUCCGGGGGACACGAUCACCACCGAUCCCGGAUAUAUGAGGGGCCAUGGUACAUACAUGGGCAGUGAGAAGCUUGUGGCAUCCGUGGCUGGUGUGGUGGACAGGGUGAACAAGCUGGUCUGUGUGAAAGCUUUGAAAACAAGGUAUAAUGGUGAAGUUGGCGAUGUUGUGGUUGGACGAAUCACGGAGGUGCAGCAGAAACGUUGGAAAGUUGAAACGAAUUCCAAGCUGGAUUCAGUCUUGCUUCUGUCCUCUAUGAAUCUUCCCGGUGGGGAGCUGAGGCGAAGGUCGGCAGAGGACGAGCUCGCCAUGAGAGACUACUUGCAAGAAGGAGACCUCAUCAGCGCAGAAGUCCAGGCAGUUUUCUCGGAUGGGGCAGUAUCGCUGCAUACCCGUAGUCUGAAAUACGGGAAGCUCGGCCAGGGGGUGCUAGUCCAGGUUUCCCCGUCCCUUGUGAAACGGCAGAAGACUCACUUUCACGACUUGCCAUGCGGGGCCUCCAUCAUCCUCGGCAACAACGGGUUCAUCUGGAUCUAUCCGACUCCUGAACAGAAGGACGAAGAGGCCGGGGGCUUCAUCGCCAACCUGGAGCCAGUGCCGUUGCCUGACCGAGAAGUCAUCUCCCGCCUCCGCAACUGCAUCGUGGCUCUGGUUGCGGAAAAGCUGAUGCUCUACGACACCAGCAUCCUGUACUGCUACGAAGCAUCCCUGUCUCAUCAGAUCAAGGACCUUCUGAAGCCAGAGGUGAUGGAGGAGAUAGUGCUUCAGACGCGGCAACGGCUCCUGGAGCUAGAAGGGUGAUUGUGGAGGGAGAGGAGGGGAAUGGUCCAAUGGAUUCCCUGAGGCAGCACUGGCUCCCCACCUUCUCAAGACAUUCUGCAGUCUGGAAAAUCAACUGAGUGUUGCUCUUGUUUUCAGAGCACCACCUGCAUGUCUGUUCAGCGUGGGAUUUCUUGAGCACUGGUUAAAAACCCCACGCCACAAAGGAAUGCAAAAAGAAACUUGAAAGCAAAUGGAGCUGUUGGUUAAGAAUGUUAAGAUAUUGUAAGAACUGCCGCAGAAACAUUUUCUGCAGUAAGGUAAAUGCUCUCUGAAAGAUCCUACCUGGAUUGGAAGGGCUAUUCAGUGUAACUAGCAGCUGUUGUGCACGAUGCUGUAAGUGUCUUGGAGUUUCUUCUCGCACACUGCCUUCUUCCGGUAUUUGUGCAUGUCUUCACAUUUCAGUGAGCUGUCUUCCAAAUCCCAUCAUAAUGGAAGGGACUGGCGCAUGAGUGCGGUCACACAUAAAGGCACGCGUGCGUGCGAGAAGGCAGAUCAAGUUGGCGCUCAACACAUUUGCCGUCUACUGCUGUGCAGCAUGGUGCUGUCAUAUCAGCUUUGCCAGAUGGCAGGCAGACCCAGAGACCACAACCUUAUGUGGCCUGCGGAUCAUGCAGCCUCUGGUAAUCCUCUUGCCCUUGGCCAGAGCGCUCGCAACUCCGUCUUGCCCAGAGUAGCAAGUUUGCAGCACUCUUGUUUAUAGUCCGAAGUUGUUGUGACCACCCCAAGCAAUGACAAACAGCCCUGACGGCUAUUGCACGGUCCAUGAACUGUGCAGUCUCCAGGCAUGCCUGGGAUUUGCCAGUGGUGCUGUGCUCUGUGUGUGUCAGCCUCUGGUAGGUCAUCCUGAGGCCGCCAAGGGGUGGGUCGUGCUGAGCUGUCGUCACUGAGAGCACCUUUUGUGCAGCUUCAUAUUUUUGCAUAACCAGAAACGUCCACUAUUUUUGAUUAUCUUGCUUAUGCAUCUACAAGCUUCUGAACUUUGCAUUUGGGUGUUCUAGUUUUUUUGUACUGGAGAUCUGUAAAAUAACGCCGUUCAAUAAAUACUUUUUAAAGAAAAUAAAAA
Molecule: messenger RNA, 2041 nt
Organism: Sphaerodactylus townsendi
Lineage: Eukaryota; Metazoa; Chordata; Lepidosauria; Squamata; Sphaerodactylidae
Gene: EXOSC2
Product: exosome component 2
Exons: 9
Coding region: 4-957 (317 amino acids)
Biological process (GO): CUT catabolic process; TRAMP-dependent tRNA surveillance pathway; nuclear polyadenylation-dependent rRNA catabolic process
Cellular component (GO): cytoplasmic exosome (RNase complex); nuclear exosome (RNase complex)
Molecular function (GO): RNA binding
Source: RefSeq, a predicted model, not a curated record